AUGGGCGGAAUGAUGUCCGGCGAGAAGGUGUUCGACGACUCGAAGGCGAUUCAGCGAGUGCAGAAGCAAAUGAUUCACAACAGCGAUCCAAAUUUGUCGAUCAGUCUGCCAGAAGUCACACCAGACAUGAAGCAGAAGCUCAAUUUUCCGAAGGUUGAACUCCACCUUCAUCUCGAUGGAUCAAUUCGCUUCGACACAAUUCUGGAUCUCGCUCAACAGAAGGGCAUCUCGUUGGCCGGCGCUCGUACCGUCGAUGAGCUCAAGAAGGUUCUUGUCACCCACGAGCCAGCGAAUCUUUCCAAAGUGCUCGAAGCAUUCGAAAUUUUUCUUCCGGUGAUUCGCGGCGAUGUCGAGGCGAUCGAACGCGUUGCCUAUGAACUUUGCGAGGAUCAACACAACAACGGCGUCGUGUAUUUCGAGGGACGAUAUUCGCCGCAUUUGUUGCUUUCGCCGGAAAAUCCCGAAAUCACCGCCGCCCAUAUUGUUGCCGCUGUCAAGAAGGGAUUCGAUCGCGGCGAGAAGGAUUUUGGAGUCAAAGCGCGAUCGAUUCUUUGCUGCAUUCGUGGACUCGACAAAAAAUUCCCGCAACUUAUUCUUGACCUUGCCACAGAUCUUAAGCAACUCGGUGUCGUCGCUAUCGACGUUGCUGGAUCUGCACACGGAGCCGAUGAGCAGUAUGAGCCAGAGGUGGUUGCGGCAUUCCAGGAAGCCUAUAAGAGAGGAAUCCAUCGUACAGUUCACGCUGGAGAAAGCGGAGGUCCACGAGAAGUUUUAAGGGCGAUCCAAGAUAUGCACGCUGAACGCAUUGGACAUGGAUACAGAGUCAUGAGGGAUCCACAGAUGUACCAUGAUCACUUCGUUAGUGAUAGAUCUAUUCAUUUGGAAGCAUGCCCAUAUUCUUCGGUUAUGACUGGUGCGGUUCCAUUAAACUGGAAAGAGCAUCCAAUCGCGAGAUGGGCACAAGAUGAUGUCAACUUUUCUGUGUCUCGCGAUGAUCCGACAUGUUUCGACAAUACAAUGCUCAGUGAGUUGACAUUGGUCAAUGAGGAAAUUGGUCUCACUGGACAUCAACUAUGGAAGGCGCAACUGAACGCCGCCCGAUCGACAUUCUUGCCGGAAGAUGAGAAAGAAGCUCUUGUUAAGAUAAUUCUUGCCGCCGAGCCUCCACAAUAA
Molecule: messenger RNA, 1173 nt
Organism: Caenorhabditis bovis
Lineage: Eukaryota; Metazoa; Nematoda; Chromadorea; Rhabditida; Rhabditidae
Source: the annotation of a GenBank genome assembly